This is a messenger RNA of Oryzias latipes (Japanese medaka), 10320 nucleotides long. It is a transcript of the gene shank3a, whose product is annotated as SH3 and multiple ankyrin repeat domains 3a. Lineage: Eukaryota; Metazoa; Chordata; Actinopteri; Beloniformes; Adrianichthyidae. The record is from RefSeq and is a predicted model, not a curated record. Gene Ontology annotation, cellular component: postsynaptic density; postsynaptic membrane; dendritic spine. Gene Ontology annotation, molecular function: synaptic receptor adaptor activity; ionotropic glutamate receptor binding.
UGCUGCAAACGGUCAGCGUGUGUAAAGUGAGCGCGAGGCAAGUGUGCGCGCGUGCGUGCGUGCAAGUAGAGCUGGGGAGAGAAGAGAGAGAGAGAAAGAAAGAGAGAGAGACAGCCUGAGCCCCAAACACGGAGCAUGCCUCUGCGUCCGGCAGCCGGCAAACAUGAGCCAGCCAGCUCUGCGCGGCAGGACCAGCAGCCGCGCACACACGCACACACACUCACGAGCCCGCACACGCACGCAGCCAACGGCAGCCAGUGGGGCAGCACCGACAGCGGCAGCUCCCGGGAAGAGGAGGACAGCGGCGUUCUGGCUUUCCGUCCCGGUGCAGAGCGAGGCUCCAGCGCGCGGGCACCCAUGGAGGAGCCGACGGGCAACACGGUGGUCAUCCGCAUCGGAAUCCCAGACCUGCAACAGACGAAAUGCUUGAAAUUCAAUGUGGAUGCUCCAAUUUGGCUGUCCAAGCAGCAAAUCCUGUGUACUCUCAACCAGAGCCUGAAGGAUGUACUCAACUAUGGCCUGUUCCAGCCAGCUUACAACGGCAAGGCCGGGAAAUUUCUGGAUGAAGAACGACAGCUAAGGGAAUACCCGUUCCCAUCCAUCGCUCCUGUACCUUACCUCGAGUUCCGCUAUAAAAGACGUGUCUACACACAGACCUACCUUGAUGAAAAGCAGUUGUCCAAGCUCCACACCAAGGCAAACCUGAAAAAGUUUAUGGAAUAUGUGCAGCAGAGGAACAUUGAAAAAGUCUCAAGGUUCCUGGAUAAAGGCCUGGAUCCAAACUUCCAUGAUCCAGACACAGGAGAGUGUCCACUAACGCUAUCAGCUCAGCUGGAGGGAUGUGCAGACCUCAUCAAAGUGCUAAAAAAUGGAGGGGCACAUCUGGACUUCAGAACAAAGGAUGGGAUCACAGCCCUGCACAAGGCCGUGCGCAGCAAGAACCACACAGCUCUUAUUACCCUCCUGGAUUUGGGUGCAUCACCUGAUUAUAAAGACAGCAGGGGGCUGACUCCUCUCUACCACUGCUCUAUGGUCGGAGGAGACCCUUAUUGCUGUGAACUGUUACUGCACGAUCACGCACAAGUCGGCUGUGUGGACGAGAACGGCUGGCAGGAGAUUCAUCAGGCGUGUCGAUAUGGCCAUGUGCAGCACUUGGAGCACCUGCUGUUCUAUGGAGCUGUCAUGAGUGCCCAGAAUGCAUCUGGAAACACCGCCCUACACGUGUGUGCUCUCUACAACCAGGAAAGCUGUGCACGUGUUCUUCUGUUCCGCGGAGCCAAUAAAGAGAUCAAGAACUACAACAGCCAAACUGCUUUUCAAGUGGCUAUUAUCGCUGGAAACUUUGAUCUGGCAGAAAUCAUCAAGGUGCACAAAGCAUCAGAUGUUGUGCCUUUCAGGGAGACCCCCUCCUACACCAACCGUCGACGUUUGACAACCGGCCCCCUGCCCUCACCACGGUCUUUGCUUCGCUCUGCGAGUGACAACAACCUGAACGGUGACCACGAUCACAUUCACAGUCAGCCCCCCAGAGAGAGCCGUGGUCGCCAGGGCCCGUCUCCUGUCCCCUCGCUGCGCAGCCUCCCAGCCUUUGGGCAACAGCACAGCAGCCUUGGAGAAGAAAGAUAUGUUAAAAAGAGUCGUCACGGUGAGAUCCCCGACAGCAGUCUUCAGAGUACUGGCAGCUCCAGAUCUUCCCAUUCCCGUUCUCCUUCACUACGUCACAUGCAUGAAGACGACAAACCAAUUCCCAGACGGUCCCAAAGCCACGGCUACCCUCAUGGAUACAGCCCUCGCGGAAGACUCAGCCCCGGCUCAGUGCAUCGAGACCCAAGCCCACCCCAUCACACUCCUCCAGCUCUAACGGGAACGCGUGGGCCCAAAAGGAAACUCUACAGUGCCGUCCCAGGACGUACUUUCAUUGUAGUCAAGCCUUAUACGCCACAAGGGGAGGGGGAGAUCCAGCUUAACCGUGGGGAGCGAGUCAAAGACUUUGACUGUAAUGACGUAGAAGCUUUUCCAGAGGAGCAACUCUACGAUGAGAUCAAAAUAGUCACAGACAACUUCAUGAUCGCAAAUGCUGACACACCAUGCAAUGAAGAUGCAGAAGAUUACUCUGACAUUGAUGAUGAAUAUGGUAAAGUGCUGAGCAUAGGUGAAGGAGGUUUCUGGGAAGGCUCAGUGAAAGGGAGGACAGGCUGGUUCCCAGCAGACUGUGUGGAGGAAGUUCAGAUGAGGCAGUAUGACCCACGGCUAGAGAGUCGGGAGGAUCGCAACAAAAGACUGUUCAGACACUACACUGUGGGAUCUUACGACAACUUCACCUCAUACAGUGACUACAUCAUAGAGGAGAAGAACGCUGUUUUACACAAGAAAGAAAAUGAGGGUUUUGGUUUUGUCCUUCGGGGAGCCAAAGCUGAGACUCCCAUUGAAGAGUUCACGCCCACCCCAGCGUUCCCGGCCCUACAGUAUCUGGAGUCAGUGGACGUGGAGGGAGUGGCCUGGAGGGCUGGUCUCAGAACGGGGGACUUCUUGAUUGAGGUAAAUGGGGUGAAUGUGGUGAAGGUGGGCCAUAAGCAGGUAGUUUCUUUGAUCCGGCAAGGAGGCAGCAGACUGCUGAUGAAGGUUGUUUCUGUCACACGCAAACCAGAAUCUGAAGAAGCUGUUCGAAAAAAAGCUCCCCCACCACCAAAAAGAGCUCCCAGCACAACCCUGACUCUGCGCUCCAAGUCCAUGACCGCUGAGCUUGAAGAACUGGCUUCUGCUCGGCGGAAAAGGGGAGAAAGACUAGAUGAGAUGUUGGCAUCGCAAGAAUCUAUGAUGCGUUCACAGCCCUCCGAGGCAGAUUACAGAGCAGCUACUGUCAAACAACGGCCUACCAGCAGGAGAAUCACACCAGCAGAGAUCAGUUCACUCUUUGAGAGACAAGGGAUGACUUUCCAUGGAGCUCUUCACCCAGGGAUUGAGAGAGGUCACAUACCACUACCAAAGGGAAUGUCCAGGACCAAGUCUUUUGGUGCAACUGAGGAGGAUCGACUAUCUGCCCUUGCAGGCGAGCACAGAUUUCCCCGUAGUUCCUCAAUGACAGACAGCCUCCGGGACCACUCACAGGGCCAUCCAAUCCCUCCACCUCCCCAAACGGCGCCUCCCCCUCCUCCCUACUACCUAGACACGGGUCCUCCUCCACCUUUCUGCCCUCCUCCUCCCCCAUCUAGGACCCAGAGUCAGAGCCAUGAGCCCGGAGGACGUUCUAGCUUUAAGCCGUCCUCCUUGGACUUGCCUUAUGAGGCCGCUCAGCGGCAGGCCACUCACAUUGAGAGACAGAAAAAAGCUUGCUCAAUGAUUAUCCUGCAGGAUUCUUCCCAUCAACCUGUAGAGCCGACAGAAAUCCCUCGUCCCUGUGCUGCUACGCCACCUGAGCGGAUAAAAAGAAAGGGUCGGAUUAUUGACAACCCUUACGCAAAUGUGGGUCAGUUUAGCAUUGGAUUGUACACGCCCACCAAACCACAAAGAAAAAAGAGUCCUCUGGUAAAACAACUGCAGGUAGAAGAUGCACAAGAAAAAGCUAGUUUAGCCUUAGCUGCUGCCCACUCACGAGAGAGCUCACCCUCAGGAAGACACCCACAUACCCACGGGCACACUAACACCAGCCGUGCAGAUUACUACCAGCAGCAGCUGAUGAUUGAGCGGGAGCGUUUGCGGGCCCAAGGAGAGAUGAUUUUUCAGGGUAAGGGCCCCUUUGCUGCAGCAAUUGCUGGAGCUGUGAAAGAUCGUGAGCGGCGUCUAGAAGAAAGAAGGAAAUCCACUGUCUUCCUAUCUGUCGGGACCCUGGAGGGCUCAUCAACAAGCCCUGAUUCCCCUUCUUUGACUCAGUCUCAUUCUAUAGAUGAAAGAAUACUGACUCGAGAGCUGGGACAGCUUCCUCCCCCUGCCUUGGCUCUUAGCCCCUCUCCUAGUGGGACCACCUUUAUCCAUCCACUUACAGGAAAGCCUCUUGACCCAAAUUCUCCACUGGCUCUUGCGCUGGCUGCAAGAGAAAGGGCACUAACCUCCCAGAGCCAGUCUCCAACUGGCAGCCCAGAACCUCGGACUAAACAGGACCGAGUCGGUCAGGGAGUAAUGUUUAUUGACAUUCAGACCAAAGAGUCUCCUCGAGGUGAUGGUGCAACUAGUUCUCCUCCAUUUUCACCUAAAAGCAGCAAGGCAGCUGGAUAUGAAGUUGGAUCUUCCCUUGCAUCUGUUUUAGCUCCUCAGCCCACCAAGCCUCAGUUGGCACCAUCACCAUCGCCUAUAUCAUUCCGUCAAGAGAUGGAAGCAAGAGUAGAGGAAAGGAGAGAAGAAAAGAGACUAGAGGAUAAAAAGAGCAUGUUGAUUAGCAUUAUGGACACAUCACAACAGAAGACAGCAGGACUGAUCAUGGUACAUGCCACCAAUAAUGGUCAAGCUGCUGGAAUGGGUUCAGAACUUGAACAGAUACCAGUGCUUGCUUCGAUGGAGCCCAGCAAAACACCAAGUCCGCAGGCUAAACCUCUUAGUCCCACUGUACCCCAGUCCCAGGUCUUACCUCAAACUCAGCAUCCUGCCACCCCUUGCCAAGAGAAGAGUUUGGCUCAGGGAAGUUCAGAGGAGGAUGCGGACACAUACACAGUCACUUUGCCCCCUGCUGUUUUAUCCUCCAGCGAUGAGGAAACAAGAGAAGAGCUACGAAAGAUCGGAGUAGUUCCUCCUCCAGACGAGUUUGCAAAUGGGUUGCUGGCACAGGCACAUCCAACGCCAGCAUCCCCUGCUAAGGCUUCCACCUCUCCUGGAACCCCAACAACACCAACACCCCAAACUCCCUCAACCCUGUUAACCCCUAUUGUGACUCCCACCCAGCCUCAGCCUCAGCAGCCCUCACGUCUACACAGUGCUGCAGCUGUCUCAGGGAAACCAUCUGACCCUCUGGAGCCCCCACCAGUGGGUGAGUCUGGCUCUGCGGCUGACUCAGGCGUGGAGGAGGCUGACACACGUAGCUCAAGUGACCGAGAAAGAGAUCAUCAUCUUGAGACCACCAGCACUGUCUCCACGGUUUCCAGCAUGUCCACACUGUCGUCAGAAAGCGGUGAGCCUGCUGACACACACACCACGCACACCUCCUAUGCCGACGGGCAGACAUUUGUUUUCGACAAGCCACCAGUGCCUCCUAAGCCCCGACUCAAGUCCCAGAUAGGAGGGAGUAAAGGCCCCGUCACCUUCAGGGACCCUCUACUGAAGCAGAGCUCCGACAGUGAGCUGCUAUCCCAACAACAGGCUGCUGCCCUGGCUGCUGCUGCAGCUGGAGGAGCUGGGCUCCCUGCAGGAGGUUCUGCCUCUGUGACUGGUCUAGGCCCCACCAAGCCUCGCUACCUCUUCCAAAGGAGGUCCAAGCUGUGGGGGGACCCAGUGGAGCCUCGAGGCCCAGGGGUGGGGCUAAGCAUUGGAAGUUUGGGCAAUCUUGGUGGACUGGGACUUGGGCUGGGUGCAGAUGAAGGUACAAAACCUUCUGUAAUAGGGGAGCUAAGUUCACGUCUACAGCAGUUAAAUAAAGACACUAGGUCACUGGGUGAGGAGCCACUGGGAACAUCACUUGACCCAGGGAGGAAGUCACCUGUAACAGGGGCCAGACUUUUCAGCAGCUUAGGUGAACUCCACACCAUUUCUCAGAGAAGCUAUGGAACCACAUUCACCAUCCGCCCUGGUAGCCGCUACCCCGUCACGCGACGUACCCCCAGCCCAAGCUCGGGCUCACCUGACCGGGGUGAUCCCCUUGGACGAUUUUCAGGCUAUGGCCUUCCAACAUCACCAACGACACCACCACAAACCAUCCUCAAGUCCUCCAGCCUCAGCUUACCACAGGAGCCCAAAGAGGUGCGAUUUGUCAUGAGGAGCUCAAGCGCUCGGUCGCGCUCUCGCUCCCCAUCCCCGUCCCAUUCCCCGGGGUUAGGCUCGCCCCUUUUAGCACUUCGACCCUUCCACCAGAAACCCCUCCACCUUUGGAACAAGUAUGACGUCGGAGACUGGCUGGAGAGCAUCAAUCUAGGGGAGCACAGAGCAGGGUUUCAGGAACACGAGAUUGAAGGCUCUCACCUCCCAGCUUUGACCAAGGAUGACUUUGCAGAGUUGGGAGUAACACGAGUUGGACACCGCAUGAACAUCGAACGAGCACUAAAGCAGCUGCUGGAAAGCUGACCCCUGCCCUGAGACAGAGCAACAGUUGGAGAAAAGAAAGAUGGGGAGGUGUAGAGCUGAAAAAAAUGAGAAAAACAGUACAGACUGCUCCUCUUUUGCUCCAGCUGCUUUUAUGUUUAGUAUGAAAGACUUUUACAUUGUCACUCUGCAUUAAUGCUCUGCUUAACACUUAACAUAACAUUUAGUUCAAAGCUGAAAAUUGAAAUAUGGAUAUUUUUAAAGGAAUCAAAUUGUCUGAUAUGAUCAGUUUACUUGAGAAGAUUGGCUGCUUGAAAAUUGGCUAUUUUCUUUUUCAUUUGACCAUUUUUAUCUCUCACCCACUCAGACAAAGGCCCUCCAAGCUUUAAGCAGUUGAAGCAAAAGAGCAGGAGUAUGUGUUUCUGAUUCAAACACAAAGCUCAGUUGCCUUUGAAAAUAAUUUAUUAAGAAAUCCACAGUGAGAAACACUGCAACGGAAAAAGUACCGGCACGGCUCUAACAAGGUGUGCCUGCUGUAUACCUGCUGUCAGUUCUAAACUGGAGACUUGAGGUGGAGCUCCACAGAAGGAGAAAACCCAUCUGCCUUGGUACCCAGACUGUGCUAUCUAACAUAUUUGGAGAAUGUUUAACCAACACUCGUGGCUUUUUUCAUAUUAAAUUUCUUUGUUUUUUUUCUAAAGGGAGUUAUAUAUAAAUAAUUAAAUGCUUUAUAUAUACACAAAUAUCUAUAUCUAUAUAUAUCUAUAUAUAGAUAUAGAUUUAUCACAGAUAUAACUGUUUAUAUGUAUCUAAAUAUUUACAAUAUAUAUGUAUCUAAAUAUAGAUUAUUACAGCAAAAAAGUCUGAGUUGCAGAGAAUAAACAAAUAAAGGAAAACAUAAAUCUGCAGUUGUAUUUGGAGUUUAGUAUAGACAGAAAAUUGUUAUUCAGCCAAUAGUUUACUAAUUUGUAUCAGUUCAUAUAAUUAUACUGUAGAUACAUAUUUAUAUUUAAAAGAAAAAGUGUAUGGAUUCAGCAUUUUUUGUUUGUUUGUUUGUUAUCUGCCAUGUGUACUCAAUUUUCUCCCCUUCUUUAACGGUAGCAUGACUAGUUGCAUAGUUUUUGGGCAGUUUGUCUGUUUUGUUUUUUUGCUUUACCUAUACGGUCUUCCGUUACUCUAAAAGGUAUCCUAUAAUGUGACGCGAAAAAUGUGACCCAGCUGACACCUAUCCCCACUGUCUCAGCUACAGAUCCCAUCAUCUCACAAUAUCCUGCGAGCGCCGCUAACAAAGCCAGCUACUUGCUUUAAAAGGGGCUCUUUCAUUGUUGGCUUGUUUAUACUCAGGGAUGGAAACUUGGGCCGGGAAAGAUUGGUGGCUGUUUCAAUAAUCAUCUUUGGCAACAAUUAUUUUAGAAAAUGUUCCACAGCUAGUAAAAUUUCCAUCCCUGUGACCCGGUAUGAGGAUUUCUUGAGCAAGAUGCACAAUUUCUGUUAUUGAUAGCAGUCAAAUAGCAGAUAGGUUGUGAGAAAAGUGAAACGACCUGCAGGAUAUGGACAUUGUUUCUCACUCAGGCUGUGGGGAUGGGAAAGCUACUGUAAGUUCCUUUAAAAAAAAAAGAGAAAAAAUGAGUAUUUUACAGCCUCACUGGGCGCUGCUUCCCUUUAUCUCUGCCAUUGUCACAGUGAGUUGAAAUAUUAUCAGAAACAAGGGCAACUGGCGCACUAACAAUGAGAACCAGGUUCUGAAAUGAAACAAGGAGUUUUCCUUGAACAAUAGAAAUCAGUAAUUGUAUUCAGUGUUGAGUAGCCUCUGCUGGCAGUAAUAAACAGUUUUAUUUGCGUAAAAACAAAGCAUUUUGGCAUGAACUGUUUUUUUGACAGGAUGCCAUAAAAUCUCUGAAACCCUCGAAAACUUCUGCUCAGCAGGAGCCUUCAGUCAGAAUGCCAAGGGGUGGCAAAAAAAAAAAGAGUUAAAGCUUAAUUUCUUUUGUUUUGGUUUGGUUUGGUUUCUUUGCAGUUUUAAAGCGGGUGGUGAACAAAUCGCUAUUAUCUGGGUUGUAGGAAUAGCAAUCACUGCCUCACUGUGACCUCACUGAUUAUUUUACUUUUUGACUUCAGUGUUUUGUUUCGUGGAUUUAUGUGAACUUUUGGUUGAUAUUUAUCUUUUGUUGUUGUUGCUGACCCGCUACCCUCAUCCACUUGGGUAGAUUUUGUAGCGUGUAGAACGUGAAAUCUAAAUCUGUUCCGAAUUUUAGAGUGACGGGGGGAAAAAAUAUGACAGAAAAAUAUUGUUUGUUCUGAACAUACUUACUACACUUGUAAAAAAAAAAAAAAAAAAAAGAAGAAGAAUGAACAAACUUAUGAUAUUUGUUUUUUAUCACAAGCAAUGUAAAUAUAAUAGAUUUCAUAUAAAUUUUUGAAAAACUAAAAGUAUAUAGAUCUAUAUAUGAAUGUUUGGCAUAUAUGCAUAGUUAACCACCUAUGGAAAAGGUGAGCAGAUUUUAUUCUUUCUAUGAACUCUUGAACUUUUGAACUCUGAACAAUGAACUAGGGGAUGAUUUGCACAAAAACAAGGUGACAAGGUGCUAACAUAAAAAGCCACUCAUCGUCCAAGCGCAUGCAUGCAUCUGGAUUCCCCUAAUCUUUCGGUGUGGUUUUUCCUUUUCGACACAUGUAUGGCUGCGGGUCCACGUGUGCAAAAGCUUGUUUGUUUCUAUUUUUGUGUAUUUGUUUGGAAGAGACAAUGAGAUCGCGUGAAAACAGUGAGCGUGUGGUUAGUUGUUAGGGUUUACAUCUUAGGAGUUAGUCCAAUAUAGCCUUACUGUACCAUCAGAGAUUGCCGGUUGUUGCUGUGUUACAACACACAUAUUUACACACAAACAGAAAAAAAGUGUACACGUCAGUUUAAUCAAAGACUUUAUCAUUCUGGAGUCUAGUUUAGUAUAGUGAGAUCUAGAAAAAGUGAAUUUUUCUGCGAGAAUCAGAAUGAAAUUAGAUAAGAACUUUCAGAAUAAUGCUUUUAUUUUAAACCUUACAUUAAAAAAAAUGAGGGACAAAAAAAAAGAAAAACUCACUUUUUAAGCGUGCAUGUGGUGUCGCUCUUCUGUACAUCCAUUCCCAGAUGCGCUCCCUAUCCUCCAAAAUCUGUUCGGCAGCACUCCUUUUUCCUUUUUCAGACAUUCAGUUUCUGAGUUUUGAAUACGCUAUAUUAGCUGAUUUAAUGAGGAACAAACAUAACAAAUGAAAAAUGUGCCAAAAAGUAACGUAACUUUCCAAUGUAUAUUUGUCUUUGCUUUAGGACUAUCUUAGUUGCAGCCUUCUUAUGCUGUUAGAUACUAUGACAAUAUGGUGCCAUCUCCUGGAAAUCUUGAGAAGAACAGACAUUUGUUACAUCCUUCUGCAGGCAGAACUGCAGUCAUUGUUGUUUCUUUGUAAAGAAGCAGGCUAUAUGCAUGUCUCUAGAUAUUUAUGAACAUAUAUAUAGCCUGCGUAUAUCUACUUGCAUUUACAUUUCUAUAGUAACUCAGUAGCUUGAUUUGAUUAUUGUUCCCAGAGAGAAAAGUACGGUCUGAUCUCAGACACAGGCUGGCCUGGUUGGAGGAAUCAGCUCUGUAGUGAAUCUUGCUUGGAUUGGUGUGUAAGCUUUCUACAGACAAACAGGACAAAUGAGCAGUGUGUAACAGACAUACACAUCAGUUUGUUUCAGAGGAGGGUUUAUCUCCAGUCGUAUUUCUUAAUCAACAAAGCACAAUCUACAAAACGUAGGAGGAAGAGUGUGAUCUUUCUAAAAAAAAAAAAACACUGGUACCAGCGACCCACCGGAACCAGUGAUCUUAUCAUCAAAGAUUUUUCUUUUGUUGUUAUUGUUUUUAUUUAAUUUUUUUCCUUGUUUGCACUGUGAAGUUUCAAACGGUGGACAUAUCACUGCAACACCUCAGCCUUGUCUCAUGAGUAAACUGGGCGCCUCUGUGAUAUUUCUCUAAAAACCUAAAACUGAAACCAUGUUUUAUUAAAAAUGUAUUAAAACUGACGUCAACUCAAACAGUUGAAAGGUGAUCACAGAGGUUGAGGCAAGAUCUGAGAUGUUGCCCAGGAUAUGUCUACGACAGAGAUAUAUGUUUGUUACCUUAUGUAAUAAAUUUAUUAUUAAAACAUGAA